Molecule: messenger RNA, 2602 nt
Organism: Wasmannia auropunctata (little fire ant)
Lineage: Eukaryota; Metazoa; Arthropoda; Insecta; Hymenoptera; Formicidae
Product: E3 ubiquitin-protein ligase mib1-like
Exons: 8
Coding region: 92-1876 (594 amino acids)
Molecular function (GO): protein binding
Source: RefSeq, a predicted model, not a curated record
GGCAGUGUCAGAAUCACGUGUCUGCAUAUGGCCGUGAAGAAAGAUCAGCGCGAACUCUGCACCCUUCUUCUGGACGCUGGUGCUUCUUUGCAUGUGGUCGACGAGGACGGAAACACACCCUUGCAUUACACGUAAUCGACCGGAGAUAACGGAUCUACUGUUAUCGCGAGGUGCAGCCGUCGAUGCUGUCAAUAACGACAAAUGUAAUGCUCUGCAUGAGGCCGCGUUUAAAGGUCAGCGCGAGAUCUGCACCCUCCUUUUGGACGCUGGUGCUUCAUUGCAUGUGGUCGACAAGAACGGUAACACGCCCUUGCAUUUCGCAGCACUUAGUAAACGGCCGGAGAUAACGGAUCUACUGUUAUCGCGCGGUGCAGCCGUUAAUGCCGUCAACAACGACAGACGUAGUGCUCUGCAUGUGGCCGCGCUGAAUGGUCCCCGCGAGCACUGCACCCUCCUUUUGGAUGCUGGUGCUUCUUUGCAUGUGGUCGAUGGGGCCGGAGAUACGCCCUUGCAUUGCGCGGCACUCGGCAAUCAGUCGGAGAUCACGGAUCUGCUGUUAUCGCGAGGAGCCUCCGUUGGUGUCGUUGACAAUUACGGAUUUAGUGCUCUGCAUGUGGCUACUCUGAAAAGCCAGCGAGAGCUCUGCAUCCUCCUUUUGGAUGCUGGUGCUUCUUUGCAUAUGAUCAACGUACAAGGAAACACACCCUUGCAUUGCGCAGCAAUUGGUGCAACAAAAAAAUUGGUUACACGCGCGCGACAUUUGGUGGAUGUGAAAAUGGAGGACGGAUUCGCAGCGUUGCAUGUAGCGGCACUGCUCGGAUGCAGAGAAGUCGCAGCCAUUCUCCUCUCGCAGAAUGGUGGCCGCGCGACGGUCGAUUUGCGCAACAAUCUAGAGGAAACACCGUUGCACAUAGCGACUCGGAAUGAACACUGGCCACUCGUGGAGCUGCUGGUGUAUCACAAUGCGGACGUCGGCAGCAUAAAAGACGGUAACACCGUCCUGCAUAUUGCGUGUUUCAUAGCCAAGAGCCAGAAUCAACAGAGUGUCGUGCCUACACCCGAAAGUAGCCGAGAUUCACCACUUAUAUAUGGUAUUUGGCAGAACCUAGCGAGGCAAGGCGCACAAACUGAAUUAGCAUUAGUUUGUUUCCUAAUAAGAGCGGACAAAAGCUGCAAACUUCUUAUGCAAGUCAGAAACAACAAAAACAUGACACCGUUUGAUCUUUUGGAAGACAAGCAACAGAUCGCUGUGCUCGCCUAUUUUCUAGGAUUUUACAAAUGCCAAGGUUACAACACGCAGUUAGAAAUAGAGAACAAUCCAUCGAAUAGUUCCGUAAAACCGCCUGCGUAUCGGAUAGUUAAUAUAUCGCAGUUGGAAAGAUUGCCCGGCGUGAGGAAGAAUAUAGCCCGCUUUGGUGACGCCGCGGAAUAUCGGGAUUGCUUGGGGAUCAUAACAGAGAACCGCACAAAUCAAGAGAACCGAAUUGAUCUCAACAGUAGUACCACACUCGUUGGAUACGAUCAUACUGUCGUCAUGACGCAAACGAUUCAAGACGAUCACCUGACGACGGACGAGGUCAUAUCCAAUCCGGAUAAAUCGAAGGACGUAUCGUCGGAGAUCAAACAGAAGGAGGAGAUUAGCGAUAGGGAGAAGGAGAAAGACAAAGGUCUGGAGCCCCUUACGCUCCAAAUAUUUCGUUAUUUGGGGAACAAAAUCGCAGAUAUGGAAGAGGCGAAUAUGUGCAGCAUCUGCGUAGAACGUCGUCGUAACGUCGUCUUUCUAUGCGGGCACUGCGCGUGUGAUCUCUGUGCCGUUCAACUAAACACCUGUCAUAUAUGCCGCAAGACGAUCACAAAAAUUAUUGAUUUAUAUUAGACUAUCCGAUCAAUAAUCGCGCAUCAGAAUGUUUAUUAUCAUGCGGUGCGUGUGCAGCGUAUCUCAAGAGAAAAGAUCGAUAAUAGCACCAGUGGUAAUAAUAAUAAAAUAGUCCUGAUGUAUCCAGUUUUAAACAGUAGAUGCUCGAACACAAUUCAGAACGUGAGACAUGUAUUCGCAGAAAAUUUUUUGCUCGCUAUAUUGCAUAUUUCCCUCGAGACACUCUGUUUGCUUUCUCAACAGGAAACUCUGCCAGCCACAGGAUGUCGGCAAAGGAGAAUAUUUAUUAAUUGAUCGUAAGGACGCUCAUCGUACUUUGAGGCCCGUUUUACAACACGUCGUAUGUCGGGUCGUAUGUAAGCCGCAAAUCGUUAAAACCUGACCAGUCACAAUCGAAUGUUCUUCUUAUAUUCGACUGUGAUUGGUCAACUCUUACGGCUUACGGCUUACGACCAAAGAUAUUGCUUACGACCCGACAUACGACGUAUUGCGGGACUGAUUAAAUUAAACUUACAAAAUGUACGCUUUAUUUCCACAAACAAUUUGUACGAAAGAGACAAAGCUUUUAUAUCAUAUCAAAUGCGCCGUCUUGCCAGUGAAACGGAUUUGAGCGGAACACGAGAAUUGCGUUGCUUGGACACAAAAUAGUUCGCUUUUACGAUACUUUUAUUUAAUUUGUACACAAUUAAAUUAAAAAUAUUGCAAUAAAAAAUAUCUAUUAAAAAA